AAUGAAGAGAGAAAAGAGUUGAUUGAUGAUAUUUAAAAAGUAUGGUAAAAUUGAAUAAAUUUGGAUUUAGUGGCAUAAUGUUUUGAAGUAUGCUUUGAUGGUUAGAGAUUGUCGAAUAAAUGUGCAAAUAAUUGUUAUAAGCAUUAUCUUAAUACAUUGAAAGUAAUUACAGAGUAGACAAAAGAGAGAGGUUAUAGAGUACAUUCACUAUAUGCUUAUAAAAUGUUUCCAAUAAGAUAACCUCGAUUCUAAUUAAUAUAUAAGGAAAGAUUUAAGCCUACUGCUUUUGAAAUUGAAUUCUCAGUUGAUCCUGUAAGUUUCAAAGAAAUUUGAUGGUGUAAAUAUAUUUAUGAAUUUUAUCAUUCUAAAAUAAUUGUGU
Paramecium sonneborni is the source of this 379-nucleotide messenger RNA. NCBI's taxonomy places the organism in Eukaryota, Ciliophora, Oligohymenophorea, Peniculida, Parameciidae. The record is from the annotation of a GenBank genome assembly.